AGGGCAAGUUCUUAAAUGCACCGGCCCUGUCUUUUUUCUUUUUGUUUUUUUGAACUGGGCUUUCUUCCUAAGGGAGCUGCGUCCAUCACUCAGACCUCCUCGCUAGCCAAUCAGAGUAUUAGGCGUGCUGUCCAAUCAGGAUCUCUGGCAGGCGGCGGGGAGGCGGGUUUUCUUUGCAGUGUUGUGUGUGGGUUCUCAGUGGCGGACGGGGUACGAGUGGGCCCCGCUUUUAGCACUGGUACGACGCGCUCUGAGGAGAGCGUGGGCGAGCUCGGAACCUGCGCCAUGGAUCUCGUGUUUCCCAGGUUGGCCUCAAACUUUCUCUUAGCUGAGGAAGACCUUGAACUUCUGAUCCCGCUACCUAAACCCACCUCCAGAGUGCUGGGAUUAAGGGAGUUUUUGGCCUUUGAGGAUGUGGCUGUGGAGUUCAGCCAGGAAGAAUGGGUAUUGCUGGAUCCUUCUCAGAAGAAACUCUACAGAGAUGUGAUGCUGGAAACCUGUAAUAACCUUACUUCUAUAGGUAUCAAAUGGGAAGACAAGAACAUUGAAGAGCAGUACAAACAUACCUGGAGAUACCGAAGAAGUUGCAUGAUAGAUGCAAUUUUUGAGCACAAAGAAGAUGGUCAAUUUCAAGAAACCUUUACCUGGAUUCCAAAUUUCCGUAGGAGUACUAACAUUUCUACUGGAGUAAAACCAUUUGAAUGUGGUCUGUGUGGAAAAGUUUUCACGUGUCAUUCAUCCAUUAAUGAACACAUCAUGUCUCACUUAGGGGACAAGCCAUCUGAACACAAAUACGGUUUAUGUGGAAUACAGCAACAAAGUCAGAGUGUUGAAAAAUCCUAUAAAGAGUGUGGAAUGGCCUCUGUUUGCCACUGUUCAGUUUCUGUAGAUGGAAAAACCAACAGUAAAGAUAAAUGUUAUAAAUGUGAACGAUCCAGUAAAGCUCUGAGUUCUUCCAGUUCCCUUCAGAGUCAGAAAACAGUUUAUACUGCAGGAAGAACCUAUGAAUGUGAACAAUGUGGAAAAUCCUUUAGACAUGAGAGUUCAUUUCUACUUCACCAAUUAACUCACAUUGGAGGGAAAUCCUAUGAAUGUAAACAGUGCGGGAAGGUCUUCAGAUGUCACAGUUAUCUUCAAUUACAUGAAAACUUUCAUAUUGAAGAAAACCCCUACGAAUGUAAACAAUGUGGGAAAACCCUCUGUUCUCCCAGUUCCCUUCGAGUUCAUGAAAGGAUUCACAAUGGAGGAAAACUUUAUGCUUGUAAGUGGUGUGAUAAAGCUUACAAAUGUCAAAGUUACCUUCGAAUACAUGAAAGAACUCACACUGGAGAAAGUUGCUAUGAUUGUAAACAGUGUGGUAAAGCUUUCAGAAGUCACUGUUCCCUACAAAGACAUAAAAUAGCUCAUCCUCAGAAAAAACCUUAUGCAUGUAAACAAUGUGGUAAGUCCUUCACUUAUCCAUAUUUACUUCAAACACAUGAGAGAUUUCACACCAGAGAGAAACCAUAUAAAUGUAGGAUAUGUAGUAAAGCUUUUCUUUGUUCCCCCUUUCUUCAAAGACACAAAAGAACUCAUACUUGGGGAAAACCCUAUAAAUGUAAACAGUGUGGUAGAACAUUCAGAAGUCACAGUUGCCUUCGAUUGCAUGCAACGGCUCAUACUGUAGAAGAAUCUUACACGUGUAAGAUAUGUAGUAAAGCUUUUCUAUGUCCCCCUUUCCUUCAAAGACAUGAAAAAACACACACUGAGGAAAAGCCCUUUGAAUGUAAGCAAUGUAGUAAAAUCUUCAGAGAUUGGAGUUCCUUCCAUGUUCAUGAAAGAUCUCAUACUAUAGAAAAGCCCUAUAAAUGUAGAAUAUGUAGUAAAGCCUUCUUUUAUUCCUCUUCCCUGGAAAGACAUAAAAAGAUUCACACUAGGAAAAAAUACUAUCCAUGUAAAUAUGCAUGUGAACAGUGUGGUCAGUCCUUUAUUUUUCCCUGUUUACUUGAAAAGCAUUUAAGAACUCACACUGGUGAAAAACCCUAUGAAUGUAAACAGUGUGGUAAAACAUUUAGGAGUCUCGCUUAUGCUCGCAAACAUAAAAGGACUCACACUGAAGAAAGACAGUAUGUAUGUAAACAGUGUGGUAAAAGUCUCAGUUGUCCUGCUACUCUUCAGUUACAUGAACUGACUCAUACUGGAGAAAAACUCUAUGCAUGUCAACAGUUUGAUAAAACUGUCAGAAGAUUCAGUUAUUUUCAAGUACAUGAAAGGGCUUAUACUGAAGAAAAAGCUUACAAAUGUAAGCAAUGUGAUAAAAUUCUCAGUUGUUCCAAUUCUCUUCAGCUACAUGAAAGAAUCCAUACUGGAGAGAAACCACAUGAAUGUAAACAAUGUGGUAAAGCCUUCACAGCUCUCAGCAAUCUUCAAGUACAUGAACUGUCUCACACUCACGAAAAAUCCUAUGGAUGGAAGCAACAUGGUAAAGUUUUUAGUCUAAGUAAUCUUAUCCAGGAAAGAAAGAAAGCUGAAGCAAAUCUCUGUGAAUGUAAACAGUGUGGUAAGUCCUUUGUUUCUCGAUAUUUACUUCAAAUGCAUGAAAGGUCUCAUUCUGCAGAGAAACGCUAUGAAUGUAAGGUAUGUGGUAAAAGCUUCAUUUAUCCCUCAUUUCUUCAAAGACACGAAAGAACGCAUACUGGAGAGAAACCUUAUGAAUGCAAACAAUGUGGUAAGGCCUUCAGAGUUCAGAGCUCCCUUCGAUUACAUGAAAGAACUCAUUCUGAGGAAAAACCUUAUGAAUGUAAAAACUGUGGUAAAGCCUUCUGGCGGCUCCCUUCUCUUCAAGUACAUGAAAGAAUCCAUACAGGAGAAAAACCUUUUGAGUGUAAGCAAUGUGAUAAAACCUUCAGAUGUCACAGUUCCCUUCAAAGACAUGAAAGAACUCAUAGUCAUGAAAAACCAUAUGAAUGUACACAGUGUGGUAAGGGCUUUAGAUGUCACCGGUCCCUUCAAAGACAUGGAAAAACCCAUCCUGGAGAAAUAGCCCAGGAAUCUGGACAGUGAGCAAAAAUUUUUAUACUUUCCAAUUUCUAGUGUUUGAAAGUUACUCCUGGGAAGAAACUCUGGUGGUAUAAAACAAGUGGUGGUGAUGGUGUUUUAAAUCAGACUUACUGAAGAAAGAUCUAUAAUAAUUAGUGAAUUAAGAUGUUCAGUUCAAGCCCGGCAUGGUGAUAAAUGCCUUUAAUCCUAGCACUAGGGAGGCAAAGGUAGACAGAUCUCUUGUUCAGGGCCAGUCUACUCUUCAGAGCAAGGUAGAGAACAACCAGGGCUACAAGGAGAAAUCCUGUCUCAAAAACCAAAAGAUGUUCAGUUCCAUUUGAAGACUUGAACAUCUCCAGAAUACCUUUUUAAUAAAUAUAAUGUGAGGAUACCAAAUUUUUCAUAUAUCCUCUUGAAUACAGGCAUAUAAUGCAAAUAGAGGUAGCCCUUAUAAGAAUAAAUGUUGGAUUGAAUAUAGUUUGCAAAGUAAAGUUUGUAAAACACUGAAAGUCAUGAAGAAGACUAUUGUAAGCAAACCAUAUGUAUUUUGAAAUCCUUAUGCAAAUUAACCUAUAAUUCUCAGAUUUUUGUAACAUGAGUUAGUUAUAAGGUUAGGAAUAUGCUGUGUUUGAUUUGCAAUUACUGGUGAUCAUAGAAGGACUGGUGGUGUAGCCCUGUAGUGCUAGUUACUCAGGUAGCUGGUGGAGGAGAAUUGAAAGCUCAGGACCUGCCCAUGCAAUGUAAGCCCCACUUUGCAAUCAAAAGCUAAAGAGUACUGGGUAUGUUGCUACUUAGCUGGUAAGCACGAAACUGUAAACUCAAUUUCCAGUACUCUUACUAAAAGAAUAAGGAUCCCAAGAGAUUGGGAUUUCCAUUUCUUUUAGACAUACAUUAAAAUGAAAGUUAUUAAGCAUUCAAGAAUAGAGUUUGUGAUAGAUACGUUGUUGGACAAUUUUAUAACUGAAGAUCAUUAUGUCUUCUGUUAUGUUUCAUGGUGCUCUGAUAAGAUGUUCAACAAAAACAAGCUAGAAAGGGUUUCUUUUGGCUUAGAGGUUAUGUUGUAUCAGUUUGACAUGACACAGAAGUUAGAGCAGGAGUAGCUUGUGACAGCUUGCCACUCUGCAUCUGUAGUAAAGAAACAGCAAUGAGUGGCCAUGAUCACCUUAUACAAUCUGGAAUCCAAAUCCUAGGAAUAACGACACCUCCUUCACAGUGGGUCCUCCUGUCUCAGUUUAAAUCCCUUACAGCCAGACCCUGAGGCUCAUCUCCCAGGGGAUUCUAGAUCUUCUAAAGAUGAUAUCAACUAUCACAAAUAUAUUACAUAUUGCUCCAAACAUAGGAUGUAUGUUGUUUUACUGCUUAUUUUAGGCAAGACUAAGUACUUAUUUAGGAAACUGAAAAUAUUUGGUGUAAAUAUGUGAAAGGAUAAUGAUAUAAAGAUAUAAGUGCUACACUUAACCAAGGCCCCAUAUUUUAAGUGGAGUCUUCUGGACGAGAUUGUGCUCUGGCUUGUCAGUUUUUGUUUAGUCCAUGUUAAGGACAUUACACUAAGAUUAUUACUAGUAACUUUAUAAACACUUUAGACUUAGAUUUUAUUGUCUGUAAAAUAUUUUCCUUAGAUUGGUUCAAAACUUUUUCACUUUGCAAAAGUAAAAAAAUUUGAUACUUUUUUCUAGACACUAGUGUGCAAGUAAGAAUUUAGUAUACCUUGGCCUAUAUUGUAUUAGAAAACUUGAUUUUAAAAAUUUCUAACUUAUCAAAAUGUAUUUUAUAAAGUUUUUUAAGUGUAUUUUGGUUUGGGAUUAUACAAUAGUUUCUAAAAUGGUUCUAAAUGUACUUUUGCCGUUUUGUACUAAUUUAUGUGAUGGGCACUCAGCAUUCAUGAUUCAACUCUGGACAACUUGGUUCUCUAUAUUUUGCAUUCUAAAAUUCACUUAAAGUAAGUGAAGUUUUUUUUUUUGUUUUUUUGUUUUUUUUUUUUUUUUUUUUUGAGACAAGGUAGCUCUGACCUAGAACUCAGUAUAUAGACCAGGCUGACCUUGAAUUCAGAGAUUCACCUGCCUUGGCCUCCUGAGUUGCUAGGAUUAAAGGCAAGUGCCACAUUCAGGUAAAAUUUGUAUGUAAAAAUAAGUCUCCUAUCUCAUUAGUAUGAAAAUUUUCUUUCAUCUUUAAUAAAUAGUAAAAUUAUGUUUACUAGAGAAUUUUUAAAAUAGAUUUAUUUUUAAGAGUGUUUUAACUUACAGUCAUUCUGUGUCUGUGUGUGUAAAAGAGAAGCAAUAUAACCAGAAGCUGAUUCAUGCAGUAUGAAGAGUGGCCAAAUAAAAUUUUGCUUUUGUCUGUUGA
Messenger RNA from Apodemus sylvaticus (European woodmouse), 5361 nucleotides. RefSeq names its product zinc finger protein 709-like. Bases 16 to 3042 code for a protein of 1008 amino acids. Gene Ontology annotation, molecular function: RNA polymerase II cis-regulatory region sequence-specific DNA binding; DNA-binding transcription factor activity, RNA polymerase II-specific. Gene Ontology annotation, biological process: regulation of immune system process; regulation of cytokine production; negative regulation of transcription by RNA polymerase II. NCBI's taxonomy places the organism in Eukaryota, Metazoa, Chordata, Mammalia, Rodentia, Muridae. The record is from RefSeq and is a predicted model, not a curated record. The transcript has 6 exons.